Pyricularia grisea is the source of this 3894-nucleotide messenger RNA. RefSeq lists its product as uncharacterized. The record is from RefSeq and is a predicted model, not a curated record. NCBI's taxonomy places the organism in Eukaryota, Fungi, Ascomycota, Sordariomycetes, Magnaporthales, Pyriculariaceae. Gene Ontology annotation, molecular function: monoacylglycerol lipase activity. The transcript has a single exon. The coding region runs from base 1 to 3894 and encodes 1297 amino acids.
AUGCUGCUCCUACAUCAGAUUGGAAGCGUCAAGAUAGGCGAGGUUGUGCGCUACACGGUCACCUACACACCCUCAAACGACCGCAUCCUCCCGUCGCCCGAGUGUCUACACCUGCGAAUCAGGAACUCGUCCUCCACCGCCUUGCGCGCCGCCUUUGUCCACGGACCCUACACCCUCUCCGUCGCCGCAUACCCUUCGCAUUACGAUCCCAACAAGAAGUUCGCCCAGCCCCGUCGCUAUGGCGUCCCCGAGUUCGAGCCUAUGCUCAAGGCCGGCGGCUCUUGGGCCUGCCGCCUGCUCGUACCAGAUAACAUUCGCCAGUCUGCCGGUUCCAACGUGACCAAGGGUUACUUUGGUGGAAGCUCGACUCCUACAAAUCCCACCUCGCCCGGGGUCCCGCCGGGAAUGGACCUUGAAGCGCAGCCGCCAAACUCGGUGUCAUGGAUCAUUGAAGUCUCGAGCCAGGUGAUAUUCUCAACCUCGGCUGCCGUUCACUACGAGAUCCUAUUGGCUCGGGACGAGAAGUCCCUCCAUUUGGGAAUUCCGGGCGUCUCCGUCAUUGGUGGCUCCCAAGUCCACCUGCCACAGCCUGGAAAGAUCAGCGACUUCCAGCCGCCUCCCUUGCCGCGCGAAGAACUGCUUCAAAAUAAUCAAAGCCCGCAAAAAGGUGUAUUCUCAAGUGCCAUCUUCAUCAAAGUUGAGGACACUGCUGCGUUAUGGGACACACCAAAGCUGGCGAGUUUCGAUGGGGCCAAUAAACUGAAAGACAAAGUUGGGGCAUCAACGCAGCCAGGGGUGGAGACGACGGGAACUGGAAUUACACAAUCAGAAGCAUCAGAGACCUCUCAAAAUGCUCAUGCCACUAGCCCAGCUGGGCCACCAAAUACUUGUCAUGACGAAAGUAACAGAAAGAAAGCGCCUGACAGGCGCCAGAAGGUCCACCUUGUUGUUCUGACUCACGGGCUUCAUAGUAAUUUGGGGGCGGAUAUGCUGUUCCUCAAAGAAAGCAUAGAUGCCGGCGUUAGGCAAGCAAAAAUUGAUGCCAAGCAAAGGCGGGCAAAAGAGUCUAGGGAAAAGCGGGAAAGGGAACAGGAGAAAGGCAAGAGCCAGGACGAGACGGCAUCGAAUGAAGAUGGCGGCAGCGCUAGUGGAGGCAAAAAUGGCUCUGGUGAAGACACUCUAACACCACUAAACCAAGCCGGAACUUCUGGCGAUGAGGUCGUCGAAGACGAUGAAGAGGUGGUCGUUCGAGGCUUUUCCGGCAACGCAACUCGCACAGAACGUGGCAUCAAGUACCUGGGGAAACGACUUGCCCGAUAUGUGCUCUCCAUGACUUAUCCAGACCAACCGUAUCUGCCCGCAUCUCUGGCCAAUGUCGCCAGUGGUGGUGGUAGUGGUGGUACGUCGGCUCACAAGCACAGCAGCAUCCGCAAAGAGCCCAAGCAAGAUGAUUUGCGAGGCCACCGCAUCACCAAGAUUAGCUUCAUUGGUCAUUCUCUUGGCGGUCUUGUGCAAAUGUACGCAAUAGCCUACAUUCAAAAGCACUCGCCCCAGUUCUUCACCCUCAUCGAACCAGUGAACUUUAUUGCUCUGGCUUCGCCUCUGCUAGGAUUGAACCAUGAGAACCCACUCUACUUGAAAUUUGCACUCGACUUUGGCUUGGUAGGCCGCACAGGUCAGGACCUUGGUCUUACCUGGAGAGCCCCAACAAUCGCGCGAAGCGGUUGGAGCGCCAUAGUCAGCAACCUCGGGGAGAACGCGCACAAGAAACUGCUCGGCGAGACGGACGACUCGAAGCCGUUGCUCCGUAUCCUUCCCACGGGGCCUGCGCACAUUGCGUUAAAGGCCUUUCGCAACCGAACCCUAUACUCAAAUGUCGUAAACGACGGAAUCGUACCGCUGCGGACCAGCUGUCUGUUAUUUCUAGAUUGGCAAGGAAUUGGGCGCGUGGAGAAGGCACGCCGCGAGGCUGGCCUCGUGGAGACUGUCGUGGGCUUUGGCUGGUCGGAGUUAAUGGGCGCCAAUGUAACGUCACCGAGAUCAGCAUCAUGGCCCGUCAGUACCUCUGAAGAUGAAGACGACGGAAAUGAUGAGACGAAGCGAAAGACAAAAGAGGGACGGCAGAAAGACAAGGGCUCAUCUGAUCUCACGGUUGAUCCCGGCGGUACAGCAUCUCCAUUCGAGGAUGGGGCGUUGACACCUGUAGCACCUAAUUCACACGAGGUGCCCCAGCCGUCUGGAAACGCCAUUCUGGAAGACGACAGACAAAGCAUCAGGUCUGUCCCGACGACCUCAUGGGCAGGCAUGACAUCAGGAUCGAUGACGGCUGCCAACCCAUUCACCGGCUUCUUCAACUUUUUCCGGAAAGACGAACCUCCAAAGCCCUCGCCGCCCAACCACAAACAGAACAAGAUACUUAAAAGAAGUCAGACUCUGUCGUCCAAGGAAGGCGAAGCUACGAGCUCGGCAUCGUCCUCCACCUCGAGAGUCACAACAGGGCACGAGCUCAGCCGCGAGGGAGAUGACGGUAUGGCGGCGCCGCCGAGAACAACUCUGUUUGAAGCGGCAGGUGAUUUGCUUAACCCCAAGCUGCCUUCUGUCGAGUACCUGAUCGAUCCUUCGAAACGUCCUCGCACCAUCUUCCACGACCGUGUAUACCAUCCUAGCGAUAUACCGCCUCCGCCACUGAAAAAGCGCCCAUCCUCUGCAUCUAGUCGCCGCAGAAAGCCCGCCCGAAUUGAUUCUGCAGAGACUGGGGCUUCUGCGUCAUCCAAGAGCCCGCUGUCAUCCCCAGUCGCAUCGCCAGCUACCCAUCCACGUAAGGGCUCCCAGGGGUCAUCAAACAAUGACUACGAUGACACAGCCAACACAAACCCUGCAAAGGGAUCUGAUGAGGUGAUCGAUAGCGCGGGAAUGCGCGUCGAAGAGAAGAUUGCCAGGGCUUACCACCGAGGUCUUUCCUGGCGCAAGGUUCUGGUCAAGUUGGAGCCCGAUGCACACAACAACAUCAUCGUGCGGCGCAAGUUUGCCAACGCCUUUGGAUGGCCCGUGAUCCAGCAUCUCGUUGAAGCGCACUUCAGCGACUCGGCUGUUGCACGCAAACCUGACAGCGCCGAAGCGGGUACGGAACGAGCAAAAGAUAUUGGCCUGAACCCAGACAGCCAUGGCAGGGAAACAAAGCAGCAGCCCGAGACUCCGAAAGUGGAUGAGUCACUCCACCACCCUGUAACGUCCCAGACAGAUUCAGAGCAGCGGGAAACCAGCAAAACUAGCGCUCCGCAUGGCGAUGGUCGUGAGAAACCCAAACCACAAGCUCUGUCAGCUCCUGACCUAGACCGAACUCCAAGUGAGAGGCGUGAGGCCACGGACAAGGUCUCUGAGCUGCCGAAUACCCCACCCAGAAAAUCCAACAGCAUACCCUUGAUGAGACACGGAAGUGGAAGCAGCAGUAGCAGUAAUAGUGGCACGAGCCCCGGCAGCCGCAAAGCUGGGGACGAGUCGACAAGGCCAAAUUACGACCGUAUGGACUCGAUGACGUGGAGCGAGAGAGACUGGGCCGAUAGCGAUGACGACAGCGAAGUCGAGAUCGGUGCGACUAACGGAUUUCUUGGACAGGGAUUGUUCAGGAAAGGUACAUCAAAGAACGUCACGUCUGGUCCUGGUGACUCUGGUGACGUCGAGGGUAAUGACAGUGCGAAAGCACACGGGGCUGGCUGGAACUGGACCGAAAAGAUUGUCGGCAAGGGGACAACCAGGACCAGGGCCAUGACCCCGCGAAGUCAGCCCUUCCCUUCACAGUCUGGCAGUGAGUCUUUCGAGAUUGGAAGCAGGGCUGCUCCGCAACCCAAAGUGGCACAAAAUGAUAGCGAUAAGUCCGCACCGCAAACUCAAUAA